GUCAAGUUUAAGUUAAGUUUUUUUCAGAAAACUUCUUUUUCAGUCAAGUUCAAUUGAAAACUUUUUUUUUUUGCAACCCUACACAUACGUAGCUACGGCUUUUCUUUUGCAACUGCCCAUACGUCUCUUUCAUUUGAUUCACUCCAACACAUUUGCGAAUCGAAUAUAAUGCCGCAAAUAUCCUUCAAUCUUUCUUCUAAAGUCGACGUUUCCGAUGCAGAAAACAUUGCGCGGUAUGUCCAAGUUCCCGCAAUGCAAAACGGUCCGUUGUACCGGACGAUGUUUCCUCUGUCCGACACGAUAACCGAAACGCAAAGGGAUGAGAUAAUUCGCUGGUAUGCCGACAUGUUGGAAGAUGCCUUCCAGGACCGAUGGGAAAGCUUUUUGAAGGCACGGUCCAUUGAUGGCACACCCGUUGGGUUCUGCGGGUGGACCGUUAUAGAGCGGAAUCGUGAACAAGUCGAAGCGAACAAUGGUCAGGCAAACGAGCCGCCAAAGAAAGAAAAGCGCAAGAAAACUUGGAUACCGGAGGUAAUCGAUAUAGAUGGCUGGUCCGCUCUGUCAAGAGCCUUGAGAAUGGAACGUGAUCGGGUCUUGAAGAAUCUCGACAAUAUAUGCCGCCUGACGUUUAUGGCGGUAAAUCCGAAGUAUCAGCGGCAAGGGAUCGGUUCGGCAAUGAUGCAGCGGAUUUGUGAAGAGAUUGAUCAGCAUGGACGAUAUGCAUACGUGCUCGCAGCCCCGGACGGGGUUCGGCUGUAUACAAAGUUUGGCUUCGAGAUUGUCGGUCGUGUUGAGACACCCCAAGGUAUUAUCACAAGCAUGCUUCGGCAACAGCGACAAUCAUAGAUAUGAGUCUAGAUAGUGGAAUGUUUCGCGUCAAGUAGAUGCAGCAGCGCUUUCCAAGAAAGCUUUUUGACCACUCGCGUAGGAGGUAUUUUAGAAUAGACGGUUAGCACCAUCACCGAAGCGAAGUGGGUGGGAUUGUCAGUACUAGAGGACAAGGGACUAAAUCGUCUGCUAAUGACUUAGAAGGUG
This is a messenger RNA of Durotheca rogersii, 1035 nucleotides long. RefSeq names its product acyl-CoA N-acyltransferase. NCBI's taxonomy places the organism in Eukaryota, Fungi, Ascomycota, Sordariomycetes, Xylariales, Xylariaceae. Bases 169 to 846 code for a protein of 225 amino acids. The record is from RefSeq and is a predicted model, not a curated record. Gene Ontology annotation, molecular function: acyltransferase activity, transferring groups other than amino-acyl groups. The transcript has 2 exons.